GUCACGUCACGCGAGAGCGCAGCGCGCGGACCCUCUCGCACACACAGAUACACGCGCGCACACUCACACACACUCACACAAAGCGCUAAGGGGGAGGGAAAGCUGGGGGAGCCAGACACGGCCGCUCUUUUUUAAAAACACAAACCCACCCGAGACCAAGAGACCAGGUGUCCCCACCCUCCUUUUUUCCACAGUGCCUAAGACGGAGCCAGAGAAACAGAAUAUGAAUUCAGCUGAACUGUUUGAUGAUGAAGACAAUACUGAAGGUGUUAAAAAUAUUAUGAAAGUAGAAACUGAUAAAGAAGAUGAAGUGCUAGACUGCUCUGUAAUUUCAAGACCUGAAAAAAAUUCACUGGAUGGUUUAAUAACUUGCCUACAAGACAUCAACAAACGAAAACGGACUUCAUUUGGUUUUGAUGGCUCAGGGAGCCACCAAGAAAUCCUGCCAAGUGUGAAAAAAAGAGGCCUUACACAAGAGGACCAGACCUCAAACUUGAAAUGCAAAGAUGGGUUGCCUACUCAGGAAGAUGUUGAACAGUCAAGCAAGAGCAAAAAUUCCAGUCUAACGUGGAUUUGUGAAGAAACUUUGAAUAACACAGUUAUGCCUUCAUAUAAGAAACCUCUGUAUGGAAUCUCUCACAAAAUUACAGAGAAGAAGACUUUACCAGGAACAGAACAGUUUGCUACCUUUGAGUUAUUUGAAAAGAUUAAUCCUAGCAGUCCCUCCAAUCUUAGAACUCUGAAUGAGCAGCGCAAAAGAGAUACAAGCGCUAUUACAAUAGCUGCUGAAUCUGAUUCAAAUAUCUACUCUUUAAUACAAAAAAUGUUUUAUACACUAAAUACAUUAAAUUCUAACAUGACUCAACUUCAUAGCAAAGUAGAUUUGCUGUCACUAGAAGUUAGUAGAAUUAAGAAACAUGUCAGUCCAAUAGACGCUGUUGCAGAAUUCAAGCCACCGCCUGAGUAUCAACUGACUGCCUCAGAACUCAAACAGAUUACGGAUCAAAGUACAUCAGGUGGAGAUCUGGCUUGCCGAUUACUUGUACAACUUUUUCCAGAACUCUUUAGUGAGGAUGAGUUAAGUAAGGCCUGUACCACAUGUGGUUAUCUUAACAAAAAGAAACUUGAAUCACUUCAUUUGCAGCUCAUCCGAAAUUAUGUGGAGGUCUGUUAUCCAUCUGUGAAAAAUCCUGCUGUUUGGCAAGCAGAAUGUUUGCCUCAAGUCAAUGACUUUUUCAAUAGUUUUUGGGCUCAGAGAGAUAUGGAAAAUAGUCAGCCAGAUAUACAGUCCUCCAGUUUUUAUGAGUCUGAUCAUAUCAUUAAUGAUAAGGAUGAAGAAGCAGCUCUACCUGUUGACAGAAGUAGUUCUGUUGCCUCAGAAUGGGUAUUUGAUGCUCAGGAUAUAAAUGAAUUUUUAGAUGAAGCAUCUUCUCCUGGAGAAUUUUGUGUCUUUUUGCUACACAGAUUGUUUCCAGAACUCUUUGAUCACAGAAAAUUGGCUGAAAGGUAUAGCUGUUAUGGAGAGUGUGGGAAACAAGAACUUGAUCCUCAGCGACUUCAGGUAAUCCGCAGGUAUACAGAGAUUUACUUUCCUGCUAUGCAGGAGAGGAAGGCUUGGUUACAGCAUUGUGUUCAGCGAAUAAAUGAUGAACUUGAAAGCAUGUAUAUGGAUGACAGUGAGAAUGAACAGAUAAGAGAUGACUGUUACGAUUCUUCAAGUCUGCCUGAUGAUGUGUCAAUUAUAAAAGUGGAAGAUAAUUUUGAAUAUGAACGACCAGGUAGAAGGUCAAAAAAGAUUUGGCUUGUGCCCAUAGACUUCGAUAAACUUGAUAUUCCUCCCCCAGAUUUUGACGUUCCUGUCUCAGACUAUCUCCUAAGUAAGGAACAGCUUAAGAAUAUAUAUGAAAGCAGCUUGUCUAUAGGUAAUUUUGCUUCUCGAUUGCUAGUUCACUUAUUUCCUGAAUUGUUUACUCAUGAAAACUUAAGGAAGCAAUACAAUUGUAGUGGCUCACUAGGCAAAAAACAGCUUGAUCCCAUUAGAAUUAAAUUGAUUCGACACUAUGUGCAAAUGCUGUAUCCAAGAGCUAAGAAUGAUAGAGUAUGGACACUGGAAUUUGUUGGGAAACUUGAUGAAAGAUGUCGUCGGAGAGACACUGAACAGAGGCGCACAUACCAGCUGCAGCGAAAAGUCCAUGUACCAGGACCUGAAAGGAGAGAAUUCCUGACCUAUGCAAUAAACCCAGAAAGAUUUAAAGAGGAGUUUGAAGGGCCACCAUUGCCUCCAGAAAGAAGCAACAAAGACUUUUGCAAGAUACCACUUGAGGAACUUAUUGUUCCUCCCCCAGACUUUUCUGUGCCUUCUCUAUAUUUGCUGUCUGAUAAAGAAGUAAGGGAGAUAGUACAACAAAGUCUUUCAGUUGGUAACUUUGCUGCCAGACUUUUAGUAAGACUUUUUCCAGAGCUUUUUACUUCAGAUAACCUCAGACUGCAAUACAACCAUUCAGGGGCUUGUAACAAAAAGCAGCUCGAUCCUGUCAGACUGAGACUCAUCCGCCAUUAUGUUGAAGCUGUUUAUCCUGUUGAAAAAAUGGAUGAAGUAUGGCAUUAUGAAUGUAUACCAAGCAUUGAUGAAAGAUGCAGACGUCCAAAUAGAAAAAAGUGUGACAUAUUGAAAAAAGCUAAGAAAGCAAAAAAGUGAUCUUUCAAGUUUCCAAAGAUGGUGACUUCAGUUAUCUUGAAGCAGCUUGAGAGGUCAUUUGGUUUAGCACUAGGGCAACUGACCAGUACAUCUUUCGUAUGUGUUUACAUAUACAGGAAUGGAUGAUAAGAAGUAGGAAGUCACAAUCCAGCGAGAAUCUCUCUUAAAAACCUUACUGAAACAAAUGCAUAUUGCGGAAACUCCGCAAUUUUAUUUUGUAACUCAGUUUUAGUAUGCCUAUAUGUAGCUUAGAUUUCUUGCAGUCUUUUCACUUACUACCUACCUACACUGGGUCACAAGGAACUAUAAAUUAUUAGAGUUGAUCCAAUAAUAUAUCAUCUAAAUAUAAUAUUCAUCAGUGGAAAUAGAUUACAUAGUGUUUAAUUUUUCAUUAAUUUUAAAUAGUAAUUAACCUCUUUAAGAGAGUUUUCAAUAGGGACCUUUAAUCAGUCAUUUGGAAAUUAAUCAGCUUUUAAAUAUUUCAAAUCUCUAGUUUUAAAAUGUUAUACCUCUUUAAAAAGAAAGGAAAAUCACAAGUUUCUAUGCUUAUAGAUAUUCCUUAUAUCAAGUUUGAAUAUUAGGAAAAACUACAAAAUCAAGUUAUGACUUUUUAAAAAAUAAUUUUUCAUUUUGUAGCUGAUUUGGUGUAAAGAUUAUAAUCAUGGGGUUAUUUAAUGAAUGUUUAUGUUAAGAUUGUAGUACUGAUAUUUCAGUUUUUAUUCAUAUAAGUUAUUUUAUUGUUUUCUGUGUAAUCUUGAUACAAGAACUACUGGUAUGAGUGGAGGUUGUGAAAUAUAAAAUCCUACCCUGUAUCAGUAAAAGUGGUGCUAUUACCUGUUAUACUCACUACUUCAAAAAACAAAAUACUUGAAUUGAGGAAUGUGCAAAAACAAUUAAGUCCAUAUUAUUUUUAUCAGUUAAAUUACUGCAGCUUUUAAACUGUUGAAAAUAUUAAAUAUACUAUCUAUAUUUUUAUUUGAAUAAUAUACUGAGAGCUCUCUCUAUUGUAUGUUGAUUAGUAUCUUCAAAUACAGUGGCACCCAAAUAAUUUCAUUAUCAGUACAGAUUAUACACUUUUCUUUAAUCAUUGAAGUUCAGUUAUCAAAAUCAUUGAUUAUAUUUUCCACUAAAUACAUGUUCAGUAAACAUUAAACUUUUUGUUUUUUUCUGAAGAGUAUUACAUUGUGUCAGGGCUUUAUUUUUCUUUCACUGCAAGUCAUGAAAUUCUCAUGACAGAAUAAAACCAUAUUCCCUAACCUGAUGUUUCCUUAUAGGUGCUGGACUGCCCAGAGUCGCUCUCUGAGUGAGAUGGGCAGGGCAUAAAUUUGAUAUAUAAAUAAAUAAAUAUAAAUUAGAUCCAAAGGAAGGCAACAGUAUUUCAGUCCCACUGAAAUCAGUCAUCACUAACAAGUUCCAGUAAUUUGUUCCAUUGAUUUCUACAGGGCUAAAACAAGACUUCCUCUGGAUCCAACCCACUGAUUUUUUUCUGAAAUGCUCAUAAAGCUUUCCAGCAUUUGGUUUAGAGAAGAAAAGUGAUCCUUGCCUGUGGAUUUGCUGUUCCUUUGAAUAGUGUAAAUUGCAUAUAUGAUGAUCAGUGUGCACACUUGAAUGCUGUGUAGCAGAAUGCUUGUCCAAGGCUAAGGAUGAUGUGAUUUACUUUCAGUCGUUUCUAGUUUGACACACUAAUUCCACUUGCAAGUUAUUAAGGUAACAUUAUUAUAUAUCGAAUUAAACUAUAUAUUUGAACAACUGAUUUAAAAUGGAUAUUUAGUGCAGAGUAUAUUAUCCAUGAUUAUGCAUGAAAGAGGUACUUGCAUCAUAAAUAGAGCAGAGAAUUUAAGAUAAACUGAUCAAAAUGUUUUCCUCUCUCUUUAUAAUUUAAUACUUAUUUAGCACAAUGAAUGUUCAGAUGAGCGGUUUGUUUUAAUUGUAUGCUAUUCAUUAUUUCCAGUGUCUUGGACAUUAUAAAGCAUCAUGAAAAUAAGUUGUUAGUCUUGAUAAUAACUUUGGAGUAUCAACAUGAGUCUUGCCAUGUUAAGGAAGAGUUUAUAAAGUAUUUGAGCUUUUGUUGGCUAAAUGUCCAUUUCAAUCAUUUUUACAGUGCAAAGCCUGAAUGGUAAAUGUGAGUGGAUUUGACAAAUAGCUGUUCUUAUUUUGGUAGUCAGUUUUUCACCUUUUGUGAUUUGCUGAGGAAUUUCUGCAUCAGUACACUCCCACAAGCCUAAAAGUUGUCUCAUUUACUGAAACCUUGUGAACUGUGCACGCAGCCUUUGCUAUUGAAGGAUCAGAAUAGCAUAUGUUAGGGUUGUGCAGUGCUUUCAGUUUGAAAGCAGAAAGGUGCUUUAGAGGACAAGCCAGAGCACACGCCUGCAACUCCUUAAACCACAAGUAUCUUUUCCUAGGAUGGUGCAGCAGCUCAGGAGGGCAGCUGUAUGUGACCCCAGUAAAAGGCAUGGCUGCUUUAAGCAUUUGCAGACAGGACUACUUUUGUGUGGCUGCAUACUCUGAAGCACUUUUUUGGCUUCUACUGUAAUUGAAACCUCUGCACAACCCAGUUUGUUGUGCUCAGUGUGGUAUUGAUACAAGUACUGUGCACAACACAUUUCUAUUUAUCGUUUUUUUAUAAAAUGUGUUACUUGGAUCCUAAUACGUACCUCAUGUCACUUUAGAAAACUGUUUUUAGAUUGUGUUUUUUCUGUUCUGAAAUCAAUGGAUAAAAAGGCCUACUGAAUUAAAAAUAAAGGGGUAUCUGGAA
Molecule: messenger RNA, 5453 nt
Organism: Candoia aspera
Lineage: Eukaryota; Metazoa; Chordata; Lepidosauria; Squamata; Candoiidae
Gene: BEND3
Product: BEN domain containing 3
Exons: 4
Coding region: 224-2698 (824 amino acids)
Biological process (GO): negative regulation of transcription by RNA polymerase II; rDNA heterochromatin formation
Cellular component (GO): heterochromatin
Molecular function (GO): rDNA binding
Source: RefSeq, a predicted model, not a curated record